AAAGAGGGUCGGGGGUAGGGUUUUUGACGAGGUAGUAUGGGUGGCAACAAGAAGCGGGAGAAGCACAAAGGUAAAGCGAAGGCUACUGUGGACCCUUCUAUUGGCCCUGAUGAGGUGAGGAUAUGUGUCGAGUUUAUGGAGCCGGACCUAGCCUUCACAAAGGUCGCAAAGUUGGCAGCGCCAGCCAAAGCCACGGUCGAGGAAUGCCUGAGGAGUGCACAGAAGCUUCUCCCCACUAGGAGCGUGCUUGAUCCCAAAGACUUCGUUCACUAUGUCAUAGAUGGUCUCGAGGGGCUCACGGUUGCGGAGUGGGCGCAGCUGACACCAGGUUUGCCACCCACGGUGAACGUGUCCACGGAUGCGGGGAAGGGAUUGGUGGCCAAGUAUACUGCCUUGUCGGGGGAGGUUAAAGAGUUGGAGGCCCAGGUGAGAGACGCCCGGGAGCAAAAGCUUAGUUUGCAGGCCGAGGUGAAAGAAACCAGGGAGCAAAAGCUUAGUUUGCAGGCCGAGGUGAAAGAAACCAGGGAGCAAAAGCUUAGUUUGCAGGCCGAGGUCAAAGAUGCGAAGGAGAAAAAGGUCCAUGCGGAAGGCCUCUUGGCGGCGAAGCAAGAUGAAGUGAUGGAUCGCAUGGCCAAGCUGGAGGCGGAGACAAAGAAUGGUAAGGCGGAGUUGGAAAAGCAGCUGGAGCAGUGCAAUGCGAAGCUGGAGCAACUCCAGCUUGCCAACGCAGAUCUUCACAAGGCCAUGGCGGAGCUGCGAGAGCUGAACAAGAAGCACCAGGAACGGAUCUUCGAGCUGGAGUUUCUCGUAUACCAUGAGCACAAGUAGCUCAAGUGAACACAGUGUUAUUGCAUUGAGAUUGAUUCACGUUUACUUCGCAAGCACAAAGUAUGAAGUUGCGUUAAUUAAUGGGUGAAAUGGUUUCUUUCCUUUGGAGUCGGUUGGGUACAGCAAGAGACAAUUUGUCUCUCAAUGAAUGCUAACUACAAAAUUCGUAGUG
Selaginella moellendorffii is the source of this 1000-nucleotide messenger RNA. RefSeq names its product myosin-15-like. NCBI's taxonomy places the organism in Eukaryota, Viridiplantae, Streptophyta, Lycopodiopsida, Selaginellales, Selaginellaceae. The transcript has 4 exons. The record is from RefSeq and is a predicted model, not a curated record. The coding region runs from base 37 to 828 and encodes 263 amino acids.